Phacochoerus africanus (Common warthog) is the source of this 1578-nucleotide messenger RNA. RefSeq names its product RAB15 effector protein (gene REP15). Gene Ontology annotation, biological process: receptor recycling. Bases 558 to 1265 code for a protein of 235 amino acids. The record is from RefSeq and is a predicted model, not a curated record. The transcript has a single exon. Lineage: Eukaryota; Metazoa; Chordata; Mammalia; Artiodactyla; Suidae.
GUCCUAAGAACAAUUUGUUCUCUAAAAAGCCCUGGUUCUUUGUAAUGGAGACAUCAUUUGGAUGUCUUGGCACUCACUGUACUCAUUCUUACAAGAUUGUCAUUGCCCUGUAAGUGUGUCAGGCUUGGCAAUAUAUGUAUAUGAAUCCAUAUACAACUACAACCAUUUAUAUAUAUAGUUGUAUGUGUAUGUUACAAAAUCCUCAGGUCAUAUUGACGAAAUGCUAUUUUUCAUGAAACUAAGAUUUGAAAAAAAAUAUAUGUUGGAAGAGAUUACCCAAUAGGAAAAGUAGAGUGACUAUAACUAGAAAACGGAUGUUUUUCUGUGUGAAAGUUAAUAUCUCUAACUUAAUAUGAAUCUGUAUGCAUACAACACACCCAGUUGGCAAAUAGGAAGACCUCACAUGUUUGUUUAGCUGUGUGUAUAUAUGCUUACCUAUAGAAUUAGAACACUGGGACCACGGUAACAGAUGUGACUUCCCCACAGAACUCUUACUCCGAGAAAGAACAGUUGACAUGUUUGAUAUUCUGAAGUCACGUUGAGUGGGUGCAGGGAAAAUGGGGCAAAAACCAUCGCAGCAGUUGGCUCUACAGGACAGUGAAGAGGUUAUCAGCAUCAGCGAGGUGGUCAGUGGGGCAAUGGUCCACGCCGCUCAGAAACUGAAGGAAUAUCUUGGAUUUGAAGACACUCUGAGCCAUCUCUGCCCAGCUCCCAACACUCUCAAUGAGAUCUUCUUAAUCCACUUCGUCACUUUCUGCCAAGAAAAAGGAGUUGACAAGUGGCUCACCACCACCAAGAUGACCAAACACCAAGCCUUACUGUUUGGAGCAGACUGGAUUUGGACCUUCUGGGGACCCGAUAAGCAGAUAAGGCUUCAGCUGGCAGUACAGACUCUGCAGAUGUCAUCUCUUCCUCUGGAAUCUAAGCCUUGUGACGUCUCCACUCCAGAAGCCAGGGCAGAAGAGCCUUCCAGCAAGACAAGUAGGUUUGAUAAGCUGGAAGAAUUCUGCAGCUUGAUAGGAGAGGAUUGUCUGGGCCUGUUUAUCAUCUUUGGGGUGCCAGGGAACCCUAAGGACAUCAGGGGUGUUGUCCUAGACAGUGUCAAACAUGAGAUAGCAAGCGGCCAUCUGCCAGGAGGGACAGCCGUGGCCCGAUUCAUCCUGGAAACGGAAGAGUGUGUCUCCAUCAGGGAGCUGCUUGGAAACUGUCUGAGUAAGAAAGAUGGGCUGAGAGAGGUGGGCAAGGCUUAUAUUAGCAUCCUCUGAACUGGCUCUGUGUGAUGAGACUGGCCUAUAAGAUAAAAUGGGAAAAAUAGGUUAUUCUAAUAAGCAAGUUCAUCCUCUUGCAUCAUCUCCUCAUGGGAUUUUUUUUCUCUCCCUCCCCAUCCCGCCCUACAUGGAAUGAAACCAUCACCUGAAACAAAAAUAUGAGUGUCAUGAUUAUGGACAGGAAAAAAGAAAAAAAAAAACCUGCCUGUUUUAGGAAAAAUGUAACAAUUUAGCUUAACCUUUUAUUAUUCAACAGUAGAAGUGGAAGGAGAGGAUCAGAAAGUCACAAAGUCACGCCUAUAACAUUCAA